UGCUCGGCGGGGCGGGGGAGGGCCGGGCUGCGCGCGGCGAGUAGGAAGCCCUCGCCCAGCGGAGGCUGCGGGAGAAGAGAGAGAGAGAGAGCGAGCGAGCGAUGGGCCGCGGUGCUGGGCGCACGUUCCGCGGAGACACAUGCCACGCGUGUCCCAGCCGGACGCUCAAUUAGCAUCCGCCUCUGCAGCCAGCCGCCAUCGCCUCCCGGCUCUCUCGGGCUGCCGUGGAGAGGAGCUCCAGCGGUUGCCUUGCUCCGGCUGCGCGCAUUGUCCUCAGGGUCCUCUUGCCAGGGCUGCUGCGGGGCCCGGGACCCUCGCCCCAGGGACGCGCCCCCGCCACCGGUCGGCCCGGUGCGGGGCUCUGCUAGCCGAUCGGUGAGCCCGCGCUCCCGGGCCGCUUUCGCCGGGGCUUUUCCUGCGGAACGGAGGAAGAGGAGAAGUCUACCCGCCCAGCCCAGCCUUCCCCAGCGCGCAGCCCCGACGGGGCCGCGGCAGGCGCGACGAGGGCGCCGACGGAGCCAUGAGAGAGUACAAAGUGGUGGUGCUGGGCUCGGGCGGUGUGGGCAAGUCCGCGCUCACUGUGCAGUUCGUGACAGGUUCCUUCAUCGAGAAGUACGACCCGACCAUCGAGGACUUCUACCGUAAGGAGAUUGAGGUGGAUUCGUCGCCGUCGGUGCUGGAGAUCCUGGACACGGCGGGCACCGAGCAGUUCGCAUCCAUGCGGGACCUGUACAUCAAGAAUGGCCAGGGUUUCAUCCUUGUCUACAGCUUGGUCAACCAGCAGAGCUUCCAGGACAUCAAACCCAUGCGGGACCAGAUCAUCCGCGUGAAGCGGUACGAGCGCGUACCUAUGAUCCUGGUGGGCAACAAGGUGGACCUGGAGGGCGAGCGCGAGGUCUCAUAUGGCGAGGGCAAGGCCCUGGCCGAGGAGUGGAGCUGCCCCUUCAUGGAGACAUCCGCCAAAAACAAAGCCUCAGUGGAUGAGCUGUUCGCAGAGAUCGUUCGGCAGAUGAACUACGCGGCACAGCCCAACGGCGACGAGGGCUGCUGCUCGGCCUGCGUGAUCCUGUGAGGCGCCGACUGCCGCCGGUCGCUGGCCACGCUCUGUGCACAAAGCCAAACACACCCGAUUCUCUUAAUGUGAUUGUCUUCUUGCUUUGAGAUUGGAGACGACUUUGUAUUGGCCGGGAUGUCCGAGGAACCUGGCUGACUUGCGUGGCCAGCAUCCCCAGACUUGGGGUCCGAGGGGGUGUCGGUUCCUGACCAUCCAAGACCCUGAUGGAAAUGUGGCUUUUUUUUUUUCAGCGUGUACGUUCCUCAUUGAUUUCAGUUCAUGCAUAAUUUUUCCCGUUUCAGUAGCCAUCGAGGCGCAGUAUUGGCUGCUUGACACCGGCAAGCAAAAGUUUCAAGCCUGAAAAAGAAAAUGGGGGUGGGGAGGUGGAGGAAGUGGAGAGGAAGAAGGAGGUGGUGGGGGAGGGUUCCCCCAAACAACUGUUCAUAGUUCCAAGUUCUAAACACAAGGAAGGAGGUCCGAGAAAACCAUAUGAAGGAGCCAGAGGAGGGGAAGAAACUUGAUUUUUUUUCUCCCCCUUGUUUUCCAAGGAUUAUUUGGAAAUUAAGACCAGGGGUUCCUUUUCUGCCAGCUUGGAAGGGCAACCCAGGGACUGAUUACGAUUCUGAGGAUGUCUAUGCAAAGUUGGGUUCUUGUUACAGUGUAUCCAAUCUGAAGUAUUGCACAUGUGAACUGGGACUGUUAACACUGAUGCCAAUACAGUGUGGGGUGCCAGGAAGUGUCUGCUGAUAUUUGUGGGAAAAAAAAAAUCUAUUUUGAUUACCUACUGUAUCAAAGGGGAGUCUGGGGGAGAAUGGUAGUAUUUUUUUUUAAUCAGCUGUGAAAAAAAUGUUAAAAGAUCUGCACAUUUUUGUGUGUGCUGUUGUGUGUGUGCUGUUGUGUGUGUGCUAUUGUGUGUGUGUAAGUAUAGCUUUUUGUGUGUGUGUGUGUGGUUGGCAGUGACAGAUUUUUGCUGACUAGCUUUUAAAAACACAAUACAAAGACUUCGUAAAUGUGAUUCAGGGCCCCCAGCACCCCUGUGUCUGCAGAGUGCCUUCAAACUCAGCUGUUCCAGCCGGUGCCAACCUGUGAAUUCCCACCAUAUCCCAGAAUCUGCUGUUCUGCUGCCCCCAAACCACUUUAAGUAUCUUCCUGAAAGAGCCAGGACAAAUGGGGCCUGUUCGUCCAUGAAUUGCUUCGUUACUUUUUAGCUUUCUUAAUGUUAAGGCCGUGUCUCGAGUGUUUUUCUCCCUUUCUUCAUUUUGCUCAGAUUUCAGGUUUUAGCUCCCUUUUCUGUUGCCUUUGGAGUGUCUCUUGUCAUUUGUCUAAGGUUGUCCUCCAGAAGCUAAGAGCAGAAUUUUUAUUGUAAUGUACCAAGAGAAUUCUAACAAGUUGUUAACUUUUAUUUCCACUCAUUUGGUCAUUGUCUCUUCAUUUUAAGGCUUUUAAUACAAAUGUCAUUUUUAAAGAAACCCCAAA
Messenger RNA from Arvicola amphibius (Eurasian water vole), 2530 nucleotides. RefSeq names its product RAP2B, member of RAS oncogene family (gene Rap2b). Gene Ontology annotation, molecular function: GTP binding; GTPase activity; GDP binding. Gene Ontology annotation, biological process: Rap protein signal transduction; negative regulation of cell migration. Bases 521 to 1072 code for a protein of 183 amino acids. Gene Ontology annotation, cellular component: plasma membrane. The record is from RefSeq and is a predicted model, not a curated record. Lineage: Eukaryota; Metazoa; Chordata; Mammalia; Rodentia; Cricetidae. The transcript has a single exon.